AAGUCUCACAGCUUUUUCUUAUCUCAUGAAGUAGUCGCAAUUUCAGUCUCAAUUAAAGCGUUGUUCAGUGUGGUAAUCUCAGCUAGAGAUUGAUAUAAAAUCUAAAUAUGCUGCGAACAAUUCACAUAUGCCUUGGAAUGCUGCUGUUCUCGAUGUCGCUGGCUCUGCCCGCUGAUUACUCCAAUCCCAAGUCUCAGGUGGAGUACAUAAGCAUGCAGCCAGGAGGACAACCAAAGCCCCUAGUUGUGCCCAUAACCAGGCCACCAUUGAUCGACCUAACACCGGCACCGCCACCGAGUGAUUCUAAAAAUUUUGCAUACAAUCCAAUAACAAAGACCUGGACACAGAUAUCAGCACAUGAUCCGCGACCAGAUGAAGAUUCUUUGGUAUGGAAUCAGAGCAAUGACAAGUGGUUAACCAAUCCGCCAGUACCGGAAAAUAAGUUAAUUAAUAAAGCUGUUUGAUUGUAAUUACUUACAAGAAUAUAUUAUUUACAUUAUUCGUUUAUACGAGA
Messenger RNA from Drosophila innubila, 514 nucleotides. RefSeq lists its product as uncharacterized. NCBI's taxonomy places the organism in Eukaryota, Metazoa, Arthropoda, Insecta, Diptera, Drosophilidae. The record is from RefSeq and is a predicted model, not a curated record. The coding region runs from base 108 to 464 and encodes 118 amino acids. The transcript has 2 exons.